CUGGUUCCGUUUCUUCCCUCCAGUGCUCCGCUCUUCGCUCCAGAUCUCCCGGGCUAUGGUUCUAGCACUCCUAUUAAGCAGAAUGAUAAACUCACCGUUGGAAAAACACUGAUGUCCGCACUUCACACUCAAAUAAAGAGAUCCACAAGCAAAUCACCGUCCUCGGAUAUCCCUGUGGUCCUGAUCGGACACGAUCGCGGUGCAAGGAUUUGCCAUCGGCUUUCCGUAAGCGGGGUGGAGGGAUUCAAGAUCCUAGGUGUUUGUUUGAUGGAUAUCGGUCCCCACUUCCACCCAAUGGGCCGCCUCAUCCUCCGUCCCGGAUAUGGUUGGCUACUUCCACUGGCCCUUCCUCGCCAACGUCUCUCUCGCAUUCGACAUGAUUACCGCCUACGGCGGCUCCCGCUGGUGCAACGACAUGAUCCUACGCUGGGCAGGUAAAAACCCCGUCGGCCUCGCAUCGCUUAAAUCAGACAAUGCACUCGAAGUCUACGGCGAGUUCUUCACAAAUCCCGAAACAAUUCGUGCGAGCAAUGAGGACUAUAGAGCUGGUGCGUUUGAGGAUGUAGAUAUGCAGACAGAGGAUCAGAAGGCGGGACGAAAGAUUGCGAGGAAUUUGGGUGUGUUGUUAGUUUAUAGUAGUGAUUACAUUGGAAGGAGGCAUGAUGUAGAGAGUGAGUGGAGGGGUUGGGUGGAGGAGGGGACGCAUGUGAAGAGUUCUGGGCUAGGUAAUGGGAUUGGGCAUUUUUUACCUGAGGAAGCACCGCAGGAGACGGCGAAGGUUAUCAGGGAGUGGCUUGAGGAGUUGGGUGUAGGGGUCUAAGAAUGGCGAGUUGACUAGUUUUCUAGAGUGAGGGGGAUGGUCAUCAUCGUUUUGUUAUGCUGGGGAAGCACUCAACUUCAUUCCCCUACCUUGGCCUAACUGUAGACGUACCUUCACGCUGCCCAAUCAUGGCACACAUGCUUAAAAAAAAAAGUGGGUGCUAUUGUUUUCAAUCUCUCACUUUCGCACGUUCGGAAUUUAGGUGUAAGCUUCAAUAUUUUGACUGCUCUAAAUCCACGAGCAUAACUGUCC
Molecule: messenger RNA, 1072 nt
Organism: Lindgomyces ingoldianus
Lineage: Eukaryota; Fungi; Ascomycota; Dothideomycetes; Pleosporales; Lindgomycetaceae
Product: haloacetate dehalogenase
Exons: 2
Coding region: 323-820 (165 amino acids)
Source: RefSeq, a predicted model, not a curated record